CUGCGAUGAAAACCUCUAUUCAGUCUGCGUCAAAACAAGAAGAUAGCCGAAUAGAAUAAUUGAGAUUUCGUUUUAGAAGCUAAACAAUGGGACUUUGGGACAAUGUAUUAAACUACUUCACUGGUGAGGCGUCCAGGAACAAGAACUCCUCCUUGAUAGCUGGUCUACUGUUUUUCGCAGGAUGGUGGGUCCUAAUAGAUGCCAUGUCCAUCGACGGAAAACACCAGAUCACCACAGGACACGUGUUCAUCGGUAUUUUCGGGACCAUCAGCUUUUGUAUGGUGAACGCGGUUAAGGGGGAACAUAUUUCGGAGGAGAAUCCGUCUGAAUCAGGAGCCAGGAUAGCCAAGAUCUGGUUACUUGUCGGCUUCGUUAUGGGCUUUGCCUCCAUCAUUGCUGCCGUCUGGGUCAUGAUCGAUGACUUCAUCAACAAUGAAAAGAAGGACGGCUGGUUUGGAGUGGCCAUACUGACGCAGAAUGUCCUCAUCCUGUUCGCCAGUUUAACCUACAAGUUCGGACGCAACGAGGAAGAAUGGAACGAGUAAAGAGAGAGCUUCCAUCUAAAAUUUUGCACACGGGAACGCUGCUUUUAGUAUCUAGACUCAUUCGUACAUAUUCAGGAGUCCCAGAAGUUCAUGCCGGUGGCAGAAGACACCAUCACUCGCAAAGCCCCACCCCAAUUAAGAGCAUAACUUGUACAUCUCUGUUUCCAAUCAAAUUCGAAGGAAUCGAAGAAGUCGUAAGGCUUUCCUUAAUUACUUUUGAGUUAGCCAAUUUGAAUCGGAAUGGAACACAGAGUAGGACCAUUAAUCUCAUUUAUACUAAACGAAAUAAACGACAAGUCACUUGCGUAA
Molecule: messenger RNA, 854 nt
Organism: Drosophila eugracilis
Lineage: Eukaryota; Metazoa; Arthropoda; Insecta; Diptera; Drosophilidae
Product: transmembrane protein 50A
Exons: 4
Coding region: 87-545 (152 amino acids)
Biological process (GO): protein targeting to vacuole; late endosome to vacuole transport via multivesicular body sorting pathway
Source: RefSeq, a predicted model, not a curated record